Messenger RNA from Fibroporia radiculosa, 1842 nucleotides. RefSeq lists its product as uncharacterized. The record is from RefSeq and is a predicted model, not a curated record. Lineage: Eukaryota; Fungi; Basidiomycota; Agaricomycetes; Polyporales; Fibroporiaceae. The transcript is spliced from 7 exons. The coding region runs from base 1 to 1842 and encodes 613 amino acids.
AUGUCUGCACAGUCCGAUGAACUCACCCGAGUCGUCUGCGGUGCGUUUGACUCCCUUUCGGCCGCACGCAAGGCUCGUCUAUUGCUAGACAUGUCGCUCUCACUUAUUGAUACUGGACGGUACGGAGAUGAAGUCGAACAGUACUUGGAUGUGUAUUUGCGUACGCCAAGCUUACCCAAAGCAGACAUAACAGCAGCUCUACUGGCUCGCGGAAACGCUCGCAAAGCUGCUGCAGAGCGUCUCUUGGUCCAAGCGCAAGAGGAUUUCUCGGCGGUUGCUAGACUUGAUCCCGUACGCCCUGCCGUUCUAGGAUCUUCACGAAGAAACCAUACGAUCCACUUCGCGCAAGAACCUGCCUCCCGCCGUGCUCCUUUGGAGAUCUGGGAACACAUAGCACACUAUAUCCCGCGCCAUCACCUUCGAACAUGGCUCUUCGUAUCUCCGUUUCAUCGCAACAUUGCCUCGCGUCAGAUCUUCCAUUCAAUAGAUAUCUACUUCGGAGAGGACCAAGAUAACGUCAAUCGAGGAUUAGACAUCUUCGACCGUGUGAAGGCGGAUUCUGUGUUCGCGAAGCGAGUGAAGAGCCUGAGGCUACAUUGGGCUUACGAGGAAGGCGACAUCCUGGACCUAAUGUUGAGGCUCUUCCGCACAGCAAUACCUGCCUUCACAGGUCUGCACGAAUUCGAAUGGAUUGGAUACCCAGAAAUGCGCGCAGAUAUAGUGCAAGCAGUCCUCGCUAGCCAUCCCCGCCUCCAGAGCCUCGGACUGAUUGGAUGGCAUUUCGACGCCGUCGGCGUGUCCGCGUUCCGCGACCUGCGCAAGUUCUGCCUGCGCGCAGAGGACGACGACGGGCUCGCCGACAUGUGCGAGGUGCGGGCCGUGCUCGACCGCAACGCCCGCACGCUGCGCCACCUGACACUCGGCGCGCACCUGCACCGCCCGCACUCGUGGGACGGCGCGUUCGCGUCCGCGACGCUGCGCAGCCUGACGCACCUCGACCUCGUCGACACGCGCCUCUCGCCCGCCGUGCUCGCACGCAUCACGCACGCGCGCGCGCUCCGUACGCUCACACUGCACGGCACGCUCGACGACCCGGCCGCCGCACGCGUGCUGUUCGCGAGCGACCUCUGGCACGCCGCGGACGGGCAGCACGAAGUGUUGCCCUGGCUCGAAGCGUUCCGCUUCGUCAUGGUCGGACACGACUUUGACACCGCGCUCUUCGAGGCCGUCGUGCGCUUCGUGGGACAUCGCCCACGGUUGAGGCGGCUCGACCUGGGGAGCUGCCCGUGGGACCUCGUGCGCGACGCACUACCAGGGCUGACUGGCCUGCGCGUGCUCCGCGUGCAGAUGGCGUCGAUCGACAGCGCAGCCGCGGCCGAGCUCGUGCUGGCGCUUCCGCGCGAGAUGGUUGCGCUGCACGUCGCCGCGGCCGUGUCGCUCGCUCCAAUAAGCGACUGUGCCCCAGCGUUCCGCCGCCUGUCUUCCCUCUCGAUGCUGCACCUCCGCGUGCUCCCCGCGCACCGCCCACAGCCAAACCUCCUCUCUGAAAAGGAGUUUGCGCUGCAGACCGAGCGUUGGACUGCGGGCGUGAGCGCGGUCGCGCGUGCGCUCCCUUCGCUGGACUUUGUUGGCUGGCACGGCGAGCACUACGUUGUCGUCCGCACCCAGUCGGGCGCAAGCUAUCCAUCGAGAGUUGAGCUGGAGCAGCUGCCCGAGCGGCGGAGACUAGAUUGUGGGAAGGGUGUGGACCUGGGGAGUGAGGACGCGGCAUGGAUGGAGAGGAAGGAUGUACCGAUAGACUACGAUAUGACUGGGACGGAAUCAUCACAUAUGCAUUGGUGA